CUGCCAUUUCUUCCCAAUGAUAGUGAGCACCAUCAAAUCCAUUUGUUAGCAACUCCCAACCACCCAUUUGGGAAAUGAGCGAUGACAUUGGAAGCGUCCCCUGAAACAAGCACAUGGUCUGGGAAUUUUGCAAUGUACGGUAUUUCACGAUACUAGUACGCAUCCUUACAAGUUCAUCCUGAGCAUCUUCAUCCAUGCAUGAGUUAUAGUAGGUUCGAGGGAGGCUCAGGGGCUCUGUUUCGGGUGAAGGACCUUCGAGUAUGUCUCUCAAAAGGAGUUUAUGCCGUUUUUCCAUUUCGUUAAGUACGUUGAACUUCUUUUCGUGUUCUGGUACUGCUCGACUGAUGGCAUACGAACCACAGCCAAAUGAAUAGAAGUCUUUGCAUGGGUCCACAUUACUAUUCAUAUUAUUUAAAUAAUUCGCAGCUAAUCUAA
Haemonchus placei is the source of this 435-nucleotide messenger RNA. Lineage: Eukaryota; Metazoa; Nematoda; Chromadorea; Rhabditida; Trichostrongylidae. The record is from the annotation of a GenBank genome assembly.